Molecule: messenger RNA, 2039 nt
Organism: Magallana angulata
Lineage: Eukaryota; Metazoa; Mollusca; Bivalvia; Ostreida; Ostreidae
Product: mothers against decapentaplegic homolog 3-like
Exons: 5
Coding region: 84-749 (221 amino acids)
Biological process (GO): transforming growth factor beta receptor signaling pathway; BMP signaling pathway; regulation of transcription by RNA polymerase II
Cellular component (GO): heteromeric SMAD protein complex
Molecular function (GO): I-SMAD binding; RNA polymerase II cis-regulatory region sequence-specific DNA binding; DNA-binding transcription factor activity, RNA polymerase II-specific
Source: RefSeq, a predicted model, not a curated record
ACAACAUCUACUGGAUCGGUGCGUUGUAUACCAGUCUUUAGAUUAAGUCCAAAGAAUUUUAUGAUCAUCAUUACAAUAUCAUAAUGAGUUUUGCCGACCAGAAUGGAAUGAUGUCGACAGACCAAGACUUUCAUCUGUCUAAGGAACAAGCUUUGCGUGCCUCGUAUUGGUGUGGAGUGACCUAUUUCGAACAUCACCAGCGAGUCGGGGAAAGUUUUAACACAGCAGACCCAAUCUUCUGCAUUGAUGGAUUCACAGACGCUUUCGACACAAAGAGAUUUUGUCUUGGCAACUUGACCAAUGUUCACAGAACGCAAUCGGCAGAUGUUACAAGACGCCAUAUUGGUAAAGGUGUGCAGCUGACCUACAAUGGACAGGAAGUGUACGUCGAAUGCCUUAGUGAUAGGGCUAUAUUCGUGCAAAGCCCUCUGACCAAUCACCAGUAUAAAUGGCAUCCCAACAUGGUCUGCAAAAUCCCACCAGGAUGUAAACUCAGGAUCUUCGACAAUCAGGAGUUCGCUUCCUUGCUGGCCCAGUCCUUCGAGCAAGGCUUCGAGUAUGUGUACAAGCUUACAAAGAUGUGUACCAUUCGCAUGAGUUUUGUCAAAGGCUGGGGAGCUGAGUACAGGAGACAAACGGUGACCGAUACACCAUGUUGGUUGGAAAUUCGUCUUAACACACCGUGUAAAUGGCUAGACAAAGCACUCGCUCAGCUGGGGUCACCAAACUUCAGGUGCUCAAGUAGGUAGGCUCUACCACCCAAUCAUGACGUCAUCAACAAAGAAAAUCACAUCAAGAAUUCAGAGUGUAGUUUCAUUUUAAAGAAAAUGCAGCGGUCUUUGUAUUUUUGGAAAAAUGUCAUUGGCAAAAAUGAGGGACUCUUAUGAAUAAAGGAAAUUUUAUAUAUAUAUUUUUUCUUUGCUUAAAGGAACAACGUAUUAAUUUUGUAUAUCGGGCAAAUAUCAAUUCGGUUAAAAUCAAAUAAUUUUCAGAUGAAAUGACAAUGCAUGAAGAAAAUUAAUGUUAAAAGAAUUUAUGGGCUAUAUUAAGGAUUUUUUUUUACUUUGAUUCGGUUUCCUUGGAUUUUGUUUUGGGGUAACGUUAUGUUUUGUUUUGGUUUUUUUGUUGUUAUUUUUUUUUUGUUUUUUUUGUUUUUUGGUGAAAAAUCAAAAGUUGUCGUUAUUUGUGUCGUAUUUGUCAAUAUCACCGGAAGGCUUGUAAAACUAAAUUGCUGUGGAAAUGUAAAAGUAUUGAAUACACUAGUAAGGUGAAAUGAUUUUAAUGGAUUUGUACAUUUGAAAGAAAACAAAACUUAAAUUAUCAAAUGAAAAAAGUCGUUUGUUUUUACAAUUUGGCACCGCCCUAUUCUUUUAUAUCUUCAAGUGGAAGUUAAGUACCGACAGUACACUUUCGUUUUGUUAAAACGAUUCUUAAAACAUCAGUGAUAGCAAUUUCGUUUUUUUCUUUGAUAUAUCAAAAUGUUAUCUGUAUUAUUCACUUGUUGGACGAUUCUUAUUCAUUUUACACCGAAAUAAGGUUUUCAUAAGAAUGUGUGGAUUUUUUUUUCACAUUUUAUACUUGUUGUUACAAUAAAGGCUUUUACAAGUAUUUGUUAAGUUUACAUGUGUGCGAUGUAUGGAAAAAAAGUUAUAACAUUUUAAGUUCACUAGAUAUAUUUGUACAUGUAUCCACUAAAUUAUGCUUCCCUCUAUUUUUUUCGGACAUUGAUUGCAAUUCAUGCAUGCAUUAAAGGACAGAAAACUCUGAACAAGCAAUCCAAAGCACGACUUAGUUGUCGGUGUAAAAAAAUACACGCUGUCUUCUACUUUUCAAAAACUUAAAGGUCAUAUGAAACGAUAUUCUGACCAUAUUGACUUAUAUACGGGAAUGAGUUCAUAAGUGCCUAUUUAAUAUGACUGACAAUGUUUUUUGGAUAUUUUAUGCAAAAUAUCAGCGCCACGGUCGAUCAAAAUUUCUCAAUCGGGAAUAGGAGCAUCGACCUACGCGGCUUACCUUAGGCACGUAGCAUCAGGGGAGGA